This is a messenger RNA of Camarhynchus parvulus, 5342 nucleotides long. RefSeq names its product adducin 3 (gene ADD3). Gene Ontology annotation, biological process: barbed-end actin filament capping. The transcript has 15 exons. The record is from RefSeq and is a predicted model, not a curated record. Gene Ontology annotation, molecular function: actin filament binding. The coding region runs from base 1136 to 3253 and encodes 705 amino acids. NCBI's taxonomy places the organism in Eukaryota, Metazoa, Chordata, Aves, Passeriformes, Thraupidae. Gene Ontology annotation, cellular component: plasma membrane; postsynaptic density; cytoskeleton.
AUUUGAGUGCCUAAUCUCUUAUCUGAAGUAUUUUUGUCUAGCACUCUUUUAUCUAGCUCCCCAGGUCUUUAUUAAAAUAAGACAGUGUUAUAACUUGCGUUUUCAUGUCUGUUAUGUAACUAAAAAGACUAUAUUAAAAUAAUCCUGUUGCUAGCACUUGGUUAGGGCUCUUUUGAAAGAUUUUUCUUAGUUGGAGAAAGUUUUUCUCCUUUCUUUGCUGUGGAGUAUUAUCUGUGAGAUGCUACAUGUACCUUGCAAAUGGAAUGCUAUGAGGCAGAAGCAAGGAAGAAGUCAAAAUAUUAUCACUUCAUCAAAAUGGAAAGACAGUGGCUUUUAGUAAUAAAAGCUGAUUUUAUACUUCUGUACACUUCAAAUUGAGAGGAGCUGAGCUGCCUCCUUCCACUAAGAGUGCAUCAACUUGUUACUUGUGAGUAGUGAUGUAGUGAACUCUGGUUCCUUCUGUCCUGUGGAUGCUAAGUUUGUGUUUGUAGCUGUGUAGGUUGCUUGUGCCACACACGCAAAAGCAGUUUGCUACAGAUGAGAGUAGAGUUUAUAUGCAAUUAAUCUCUCAAAUUUCUACUAUAAAUACAUCUUUCAGAGAUGAGUUACAUGAAGUCUUUGUGAUUGAUGGAAAAAAUAAAGGACAUUUUCUUUUUGUUUGAAGAGUACGAGAAUUUAAAAGAAAGGGCAGUGCAACUUAUGGUCCUGGUAAAAACAAAAUGUGUUCAGUUCUUGACCUGCUGGUGGUAGUUAGGCUUACAUUGCACAUGAUACAAAACUACUUAUGUCUGUAAUUUAGACAGAAUUGAAAAUACAGGAGAGCAAAACCUGUCUGCUGUCCAAGAGCAAAACCAACAGUGUUGUUGUCACUGAUGUGUUCAAUUAUGCCUUUUAUUUCAAGAAGCUGUGUAAUUUCUUUGUUCUUUCACUUUUACUUUAAGAUGAUUCAGAUCAUUGGUUCCAUCUUGAAACUGAUGUCUUCUGUGAUGCUUGGGGUAUUUAAAAUACAAGAUGUUUUCCUGGGAACUUGGGAGAGUGCUAGACAUGGAGCCCCAGUGUGGCUACAUUCCCUGCAGUGUUGGACUGGCUUCUGCUGCAGGCUCCUGAGGAAGCCUUCCCUGCACAGUGUUGAAGCAUGAGUGCUGAUGCCAGCCAGGUGAUCACUACUCCUCCCCCUGCCACGAUGCCUCACAAGGAGCGGUACUUCGAUCGCAUCAAUGAGAAUGACCCUGAGUACAUCCGGGAGAGGAACAUGUCCCCCGACCUCAGACAGGACUUCAACAUGAUGGAGCAGAGGAAGAGGGUCACCCAGAUACUGCAGAGCCCUGCUUUUAGAGAAGAUCUGGAAUGCCUUAUUCAAGAACAGAUGAAGAAGGGCAAUAACCCCACUGGACUGCUUGCAUUACAGCAGAUUGCUGAGUACAUUACAGGGAGCACUUUUACAGGUUUUUCCUCAUCUUCACUCAGCCAUGGAAUGAUUACACCCAUCAAUGACCUACCUGGGGUAGAUACCUCCUCGUUUGUUAAGGGAGAAAAACUCACUCGUUGCAAGUUAGCCAGUUUGUACAGAUUGGCUGACUUGUUUGGGUGGGCACAUUUGCCAAAUACCUAUAUCACAGUAAGAGUAAGCAAAGAACAUGACCACAUUCUAAUUAUUCCAAGAGGGCUGUCUUUUUCUGAAGCUUCAGCUUCUAAUUUGGUCAAGGUGAACAUCCUAGGAGAUGUAGUGGACCAGGGAAGCACAGCUCUCAGUAUUGACAGUGUGGGCUUCAGUCCACACAUGGCCAUCUACUCCACCCGCCCCGACGUCAGAUGUGUCAUACACAUCCACACCCCUGCCACAGCUGCUGUUUCUUCUAUGAAGUGUGGCAUCCUUCCCAUAUCCCAAGAGGCUCUGAUUCUGGGAGAUGUUGCUUAUUACAACUACCAGGGAUCUCUUGAUGAACAGGAAGAGAGAAUUCAGCUUCAAAAAGUUCUUGGACCCAGUUGCAAGGUGUUAGUUUUGAGAAACCAUGGUGUGGUAACACUAGGAGAGACACUGGAAGAAGCAUUCCACUAUAUUUUCAAUGUGCAACUGGCCUGUGAAACGCAGGUUCAUGCAUUGGCUGGAGCAGGUGGGAUAGACAAUCUCCUACUACUGGAUCUGCAGAAGUUCAAGCCUUCCACACACGCCGUGGCAGCAAUGGGAGGAGGUGGAGUUAAUAUGGCUUCACAACAAAAAUGGAAAGUUGGGGAGCAAGAAUUUGAAGCACUCAUGAGAAUGCUGGACAACCUGGGAUACAGAACUGGCUAUGCCUAUAGGCAACCAUUAGUCAGGGAAAAACCCAGACAUAAGAGUGAUGUUGAGAUCCCAGCCACUGUGACUGCCUUUUCCUUUGAAGAUGAUACAGUCCCACUUUCCCCCCUGAAAUUCCUUGCACAGAGGCAACAGAGAGAGAAGACAAGAUGGCUGAACUCUCCAAACACAUACUUGAAAGUGAAUGUGCCUGAGGAGUCCUGGAAUGGGGAAACCAGUCCCAGGACUAAGAUCACAUGGAUGAAAGCUGAUGACUCCUCCAAGACUAGUGGAGGAACGCCAAUCAAAAUUGAAGAUCCAAACCAAUUUGUUCCUCUAAACACAAACCCAAGUGAAGUGUUGGAAAAGAGAAAUAAGAUAAGGGAGCAAAACCGAUAUGACCUAAAGACAGCAGGACCUCAGUCUCAGCUGCUCGCAGGGAUUGUUGUGGAUAAAAAGCCAAGUUCACCAGUGCAGUUUGAUGAUGAGCACGCGCCGCCAGCACCACCCAACCCGUUCAGCCACCUCACCGAAAAGGAACUGGAAGAGUACAAGAAAACCAUUGAGCGCAAGCAGCAGGGGUUGGAAGAUGCUGAACAGGAAUUAUUCUCAGAUGACGGUUCAUCUGUGUCGCAAAUUCAGUCACAAACUCAAUCCCCACAAAAUGUCCCAGAAAGAUUAGAAGAAAAUCAUGAGGAUUUCUACAGCCAGAAUGCCAAUCUAAUAUCCGUGGAGAUGCCAGUUGUGGUGGUGAACGGGAAGGAAGAUGCACACGAUGUGGAAGAGGAUCUCACCAGGAGGGUCAGUCAGUUGAGUACUGUGGAGAGCGUGGAGAUUACCAUUAAAGGCUCUGAAAAGAUAGAAGAGGCUCUGUCCCCCGAAGGGUCACCUUCCAAAUCCCCUUCAAAGAAAAAGAAGAAAUUCCGCACCCCAUCCUUCCUGAAAAAGAGUAAAAAGAAGGAGAAGGUAGAAGCGUAAGUGCAGUUCUGUUGUGAGGAGACAUUGCACAUUUUAAACCUUUAAGUUGACCAUUAACAGCGUAGUGUUAGGGGUGUGCAGUAACUGGACUUUUAACCUAAACAAGUAGAAACUGGAAGAGGUUUUGCUUUAAAGAAACCAAACAAAGAGACAAACAAGAAAACCUUUCAUGUUAAUUGCAAAUUAAUUCAUCUCUCACUUAGCUGUGUCCAAAAUUGCUAUGAGGGUUGGAAACGUUGAUUAGUUUCAUGUAGAACUACACUGGCAGGUGCUCAAUUACCAUCAUAGCAAGGUCAAAUACCAUCACAGUAUGCAGCAGCCAGUUCUGCUCAGAGUAUUUUGCAGACCUGAAAAUUUUCAGUACAGUUAAAGCCUUUAUUAAAGUUACUGUUGAGUGAUCAUAUGACUUUUUAAAACUGCUGUCUCAUUUGGAAACCAGAUCAUACAUUUUUGUAUUGUGGUUUUUGACCAUAUAUUUUAUGGUUUUGUACCCCCAUUUGAGUGGGUACAUAUUAACAGCACACCUUUGCAUCUUUUUUAAGAUUAGCUCAUAUAGAAAUAAUAUACACUGGCACAUAAUACUAGGGGAAAAACUGUGUAAGAGAAAGUUUAUUUGGAAUUAUACAAAAUGUCUAAAGAAUUCCAUUAUUCAAUAACUUUUUUGCCAAAUAUUUCAUUUUAGUGAAAUAUAAUUUUUGAAGACUUCUUUUUUAUUCUAUCAGUUGGGGUGGGGGAAACCCUUAUUUUUCAAGAAGGGGGAUUUUAUACACUUAACAUUGAUAAUUUAGUUUAACUGACAAAACAAAAAGAAGAUUUUAUAUGUUCAAAUGUUUGUAUACCAUUCAGUAUAAAGGUAUUAUAAGCAUGUGAACCAAGCAUUUAAUAGUUAGAGUGUAUUUAAGAAUGCUUGGUUUAGAGUAUACUUAAAUAUAAUUCAGGAAUCCAGGGACUUCAAAAUCAAAGGAUAAAAGCAUAUAAAAUUGAACUGGAUUCAUGUUUAAAAAUUAUUUGUGGGUUGUUCUUUUUCUCUCUCAUGGUAUUGCUAAUGAAUGAAGAAAAAAAAUCUCUUAACAUAACCAAAUGAAGGAAACAAAAAUGUUAAAAGGGAAAGUGAAAUAGUAGGGAAAUAGGAGGAGACAAAGAAAGUAAAAGUUCAGUGAUUAUUUUUUUUAAAUAUAUGAUACGGAUUGCGGGAUAUUUUUAUUAAAUCAGCAGAGUGACAUUUCCAUAUUAGAUGUUUUAAAUAAUUUGUAUGGAUUCAUGCAGAGUGCAACACUUUGGGUUUUUUCUUCAGUUUCAUUCAAGUUGUAAAAGGGUCUCGUGAAUCUGUGUUGUCCUUUGGAUGAACCCAGAGCAAAUCAGAGCCUAGUGCCAUGGGUAAGGGUGGUACUGCCACUUACUCAUUUUUACUUGUAUUGUCAUUUUAGUACUUUUACUGUAUUGUAAAUACAAACUAAACAUAGAGAUUAACAUAGGGGUUUCUUCGCUGUGUCAAAUGUCUGUAAAUCAGUCAUCCAAUAGGAAGUACAUCUUUUAAGAUCCAUGUGAUUCCCAAAUUACCGGUUGAAAUAUUAUACAAUAUAUAAUUGUUAAAUAUGGCUGGAGAGUGGUUUGGCAUGCAAAAAUGUUGAUUAUAGCAUGUUUGGGGGCUGGUUAGCUUUGACUGUGUAAGUGUGAUAAUGCAAUGUUGGAAUGGAUCCUGGAAACAAUUUUCUAGCUGUCACUAAAUACUGGAAUCAGUGUUUUUAAUCAUAGUGGAAACUUUCAGUUGCUUACUUUGUUUUUUAUGUUCUACAUUAUUUGUGUUGUAUUACAACAUAUGUAGAAACAGUAACCUGUGAACUACGCUUUUCAUAACUUUUUUAAAAAUAUAUCUAAAUGAAUGCAAUGUGCAUAAAUAUUUUUUAAAAUGCAACCGUGAACUAUUUGCACCUUUUGCUAAUGCCUCUAUUUACUUGCUUUGGCAUAAAGAAUGAGCCAGCCAACUCUUGUGUCCUGUGGAAAAUAUAUAAAUGUUAUCUGAAAUUGCUCAUAGAUGUAAUGCUAAUUAAUGUUAAAUCACAAAUAAACAGUAUUUUAAAUAGAUGGA